Scheffersomyces amazonensis is the source of this 484-nucleotide messenger RNA. RefSeq lists its product as uncharacterized. Bases 99 to 437 code for a protein of 112 amino acids. The transcript has a single exon. Lineage: Eukaryota; Fungi; Ascomycota; Pichiomycetes; Serinales; Debaryomycetaceae. The record is from RefSeq and is a predicted model, not a curated record.
CCCAGCAGGCCUUUGGAUAAAACAUCACAAAAAUUCUCCUGAUACACUGAUUAUCACAACCACUACCACUGCCACUAACCUCUAACACAUUCAUUAUCAUGAGAUCUAUCACAAGAGUUGGAGCGUUUAGGUCUAUUUCUAAAAGUCGAUUCUAUUCAACUAUACAGCUUUCUCAAUUACAAAAUGCUCAACCUCCUAAACCACAAAUUAAACAAUUCUCUAAUCCUUUAUUUCAUACAUUCUUAAUAGCUUCAUCAGCUUAUAUACUAUUACAUUCAUGGUGGAUUAGUCUUGAAUAUGAGAAUAAAGAAAAAGAGCUUAUUGCAGAAUCAAAAAGAUUAGAAGAAUUGGUGCAGGAUAUAAUUAAUGAGAAACAAGCUGAACUUAUAAAUCGUGAAUCUUCACGUAAAUGGUAUAAAUUAUGGUUAUGGAAGUAAAAGAUUAUUUUGGUAUUUGGUAUAUAACCAACAAAUAAUUUUGUAUA